GCAACAUUACAUCCGGGGCUGUAAACCUCUCCGUCUGUUUAUAUUUUGGGUGUAAGUUUUGAAUUUUUCUUGUUAAAAACCGCGAGACGGUUCGGUCCUUAUUAAACGACACAUAAAACAACAAAAGUGCCACUGAACACUGUCUACAACAGCUGGCCCCGCCGCUGCCUGUCACCAUGCCCGCCCUGUUGGAGAGACCCAAGCUGUCCAACGCGAUGGCCAGAGCCCUCCACAAGCACAUUAUGAGGGAGAGAGAGCGCAAGAGACAAGAGGAGGAAGAGGUGGACAAAAUGAUGGAGCAGAAGAUGAAAGAGGAGGAAGAGAGGAAGCGGACAAAAGAAAUAGAGGAGAGGAUGUCUUUGGAGGAAACCAAAGAACAGGUAAUGAAGAUGGGGGAAAAACUCCAAGGCCUCCAAGAGGAGAAACACCAGCUCUUCUUACAACUCAAGAAGGUACUUCAUGAAGAGGAGAAGAGGCGCAGAAAGGAGCAGAGUUGCAUUUUUGUUCUUUCUAGUGAUAUCACAACAUUGACGUCGGCGAGCUACCAACCCAGCUUGCCCAUGCACGCAGGGCAGCACCUCCUCAGCAUUCAAGGCAGUCCAGUCAGCCACAGUCGACCUGGAGCGCUACUUGGAGAACGUAGUAAACAGCUGUUCCCAACAGCUGUGAUUCCAGCACGUCACUAUCAAACCGCCGGGUUCAGCUCGGGCUCGGCAGAGCACGGCCAGUUCAGCGGUAGCCAGGGGGUCCAUGAGUCCUACGGGGUGGCUCAGGCCCAGCACCCCUCCACCUACGCCCCUGGACCAUCGGUACCCGUCAGUUUCGCAAGCAGUUCUCAGAUCAGAGGUGCGUCUGCCUUCCAGGCCAUGCAGUACCUCCCCCACCAGCAGCCCGGCUACCCCGUCCACAGUCACUUCACCUCCCAGCCUGGAUACAUUCCCGGAGCAGGGAUACCCCUCCAAAAGCAGCUGGAACAUGCCAACCAACAGUCCGGCUUUACCGAUGCAGGCACUUUGAGGCCGAUGCAUCCACCAACCAUGCACCCUUCUGCUCCGGGACUGCUGCCCACACCAUCGCUGGCCGUCCAGAUUUCUACUGCAAAGGCCCCGUUUCAGACCUCCCCCCAGAGUGCUCCUCGCCACGGCUUCCUCCCCCACAGCCAGAGCGGCCAGAGGUUCUACCACCACGGAAAGUAACUCCUCUUCAUCGUCACCGAGCUUCACUCACAGUUCUGGAGAACCUUUUGGACGAGUAAUCGACUUCUCCAAAAUAACGUCAUUUGGCUGGAUUAUGCCUUCUGAUUUGUGUUUUAUUCCAUGUACAGUACCGUUUUGGGCUUUGUUAAUAAGUGACUAUCAGUCCUCAUGCUUGUGUGUUUUUGUAAACAUCCAACAUGGAUUUUUACAUAAUAAGGAGAAAAUACCAGGUGCUCUUGAAGUCAAAGGGAAGCCUCAGGGCUGACUUCAGGCACACUCGCACCGAGCCAGGGAAGAAGUUAAAAUGCCCUUUUUUGCCUUUGAACUCCUCCUUCAAGCUGUGCCCUGAGGAAGACCCCCGUUGUACUUUUUAACUUUGAUAUGUCCUAAACUUAAAAACGGCAUUUAACCUUCAUCAUUGGCUGCGAGUUGGCCUGAAGUAAGCCCAGAGGUUUCCCUUUGUCUACAGAUUGUUAUAUUACCGACACUGCAAAGACGUUCUGGAGGACGAUGUGCGCUAAAAUGUCAAUAACUUGUAUAAAGAAAGACUUAUUCUUUGUUUAGCAUUCAUAAUUACACCAUCAGUGGAGGGUUUCCAGUUUGUAGAUUAAGUCUACAUGUUUUCCCUCUAACGUAACACGCACACUGAUGAACACUGCUAUUACUGAAACACAUUGACUUAACCUAAGGAGUCCAUUUCACUGUGUUGCUGGAUUCUGGUUCAUCUCAAUGGACCCAUUAGAGUUGGUUAUAUCGAAUGAAAUCAAGAUGGCUAUGUUUCUUCCAAAAUUAUGGCUUUCCAGUAUUAUUUUUUGGCGUUGUCCUCUACAGACCUAAUGAAGUCUGAGUCUCUGUUUUCAAAGCUUUUAUGUCGCUAAAUAAAAUAACAAAAUGCCAAGCCCAA
Anarrhichthys ocellatus (wolf-eel) is the source of this 2100-nucleotide messenger RNA. It is a transcript of the gene gps2, whose product is annotated as G protein pathway suppressor 2. The transcript has 11 exons. Bases 177 to 1196 code for a protein of 339 amino acids. Gene Ontology annotation, molecular function: transcription coregulator activity. The record is from RefSeq and is a predicted model, not a curated record. Gene Ontology annotation, biological process: regulation of transcription by RNA polymerase II. NCBI's taxonomy places the organism in Eukaryota, Metazoa, Chordata, Actinopteri, Perciformes, Anarhichadidae. Gene Ontology annotation, cellular component: transcription regulator complex.